AUGGAGAAGGGGAUGCAGAAAGAGAAGGAAAAGGAGAAAGAGAAGGGGAAGGGGAAGGAGAAACGCAAGGAGAAGGGGAUACAAGGGAUGUGGAAUAUUGUUGAGAUUUUGGAGCUGCCAGGACAAGAUCUAAAACAAAUGAUUAAUAUUAAAGAAGGUCUUGAUAAUUCAAAGAUGGUGGAUGAAGCAAUUAAAGCAAUAAAAAAACAUCUACAACCAGCUGAAGAGACCCCAAGAAUGCCUCUAUUUGAUAAGACACCAAACAUCGCCACGACAGAAACAAAAGACAGUCAGGCAUUCAACACGGAAAAAGAAAAAACUAAAGGGGAGACAGUGAACAAAAGUGUUGACCAAGAAGGGGCAGUGUUUGAUAAAACGCCAUAUGAAGAGCCACCAACUACAUCUGGGAAAAACCUCUUGAAAAGUUUUGAAGAGGAACAGACACCCAAUAAACCUCAGGAUGAAAACGCCAUCAAAACAUCGCCACCAAAAACGCCAAACAUGUCAGAUGUGCAGGAGAAAGGUGAUGAGGACAACACUCCAGACAUCACAAAGCUGAUGCAAGAAAAUAAAUUUUUAAACCCUGAAGAACUGCCUGGUGAUAAAAAAGCUGAUAAAGAUGAUGAAGAAGAUAAAAAUAUAUAA
Molecule: messenger RNA, 645 nt
Organism: Helianthus annuus (common sunflower)
Lineage: Eukaryota; Viridiplantae; Streptophyta; Magnoliopsida; Asterales; Asteraceae
Product: splicing regulatory glutamine/lysine-rich protein 1-like
Exons: 2
Coding region: 1-645 (214 amino acids)
Source: RefSeq, a predicted model, not a curated record